Molecule: messenger RNA, 900 nt
Organism: Poeciliopsis prolifica (blackstripe livebearer)
Lineage: Eukaryota; Metazoa; Chordata; Actinopteri; Cyprinodontiformes; Poeciliidae
Product: forkhead box protein B1-like
Exons: 1
Coding region: 1-900 (299 amino acids)
Biological process (GO): cell differentiation; anatomical structure morphogenesis; regulation of transcription by RNA polymerase II
Molecular function (GO): RNA polymerase II cis-regulatory region sequence-specific DNA binding; DNA-binding transcription factor activity, RNA polymerase II-specific
Source: RefSeq, a predicted model, not a curated record
AUGCCGCGGCCCGGCAGGAACACGUACAGCGACCAGAAGCCGCCCUACUCCUACAUCUCCCUGACGGCCAUGGCCAUCCAGAGCUGCCCGGACAAAAUGCUGCCGCUCAGCGACAUCUACAAGUUCAUCAUGGAGCGCUUCCCCUACUACCGGGAGAACACGCAGCGCUGGCAGAACUCCCUGCGCCACAACCUCUCCUUCAACGACUGCUUCAUCAAGAUCCCGCGCCGGCCGGACCAGCCCGGAAAGGGCAGCUUCUGGGCGCUGCAUCCCAACUGUGGAGACAUGUUCGAGAACGGAAGCUUCCUGCGGCGCCGGAAGCGCUUCAAGGUGGGCGGCGUGCCGGUGCCGGACCCGUUGGGCCCCAGCAAGCCACAGGACGCCGCGCACUACCUGCAGCAGCAGGCCAAGCUGCGGCUGAGCGCGCUGCACGCCGCCGCGCAUCUCCCGCAGGUCCCUGCGGGGUACGGCCUGGGCUCCACGCAGCCGUCCGGCUUCAAGCACCCGUUCGCCAUCGAGAACAUAAUCGCCAGAGAGUACAAGGUUCCCGGCGGACUGGCCGCCUUCCCGGCCGCCGGCUACCCGCUGCACAACCAGCUGAGCCCGGCCUGGCCGCACAUGUACGGCUCGGGCGUCCUGGACCCCGCGGCGCCCCUCUCCGUGGCGCCCGCCGACUACUCGGCCUAUGGUAUGCCGCUGAAGACGCUCUGCCACGGCGGACAGACUCUGCCCGCCAUCCCGGUGCCCAUCAAACCCGCACCCGGCCUGCCCGCACACAUCCCGGCCUUCCUGGCCCAUUCCCCGCGCUCCCUGAGCCCGACGUCUCCGCAGACCGCCGCCGGCCAGAGCAGCCCGGCCGGGCCCGCAGAGCCGCUGCAGUCCGCGGUGGCGGUGCACUGA